Molecule: messenger RNA, 3271 nt
Organism: Cylicocyclus nassatus
Lineage: Eukaryota; Metazoa; Nematoda; Chromadorea; Rhabditida; Strongylidae
Source: the annotation of a GenBank genome assembly
GGUUUUACCACUGUCAUUAGAAGCUCCCCAAUUUUUACGCAAUUCACGAAUAGGAAAAGCUAGUAGAAGUGGAUCUGUUGAAAUACGAAUCUGAGCAAUAGUCGUGACGACUUGCAAACAACCAUAAAAUGUCGUCGAAUGAUGCGGGCAGCAAAGAUUCUGAUAGGUUGAGAAGCUCCGGUGAUGACAGGAGCUCACAGAUGGAACAAGGAAGAAUCACUGACAGCCCACUAGGUCAAUUGGAUCCGUCUCGAAUAACUCAUAUGGUAGUCGAUCAAGUCGGUCUCGGAGUUACUACUUCUCAGCAGAAUGAGCGUUUUGUUGUACCCGGUCCUCCACAUCAGCAGUGGAUUCAAUCAUCGCCUGCAGCUAGUCCAUCGAUCAUGCAUUCUUCCAGAGCUAUGGUCGAUUGCGGGCAGCAGCCGAGAAUGAGUACUCCGACCAACUUGAUGCAGCAGCAGUCAACCAUUGGUAGUCCAUCUAUGAAUGGGACGCCUAUGAAUCCUCAAAACUUAAUACAACAACAGCAUCAAGGAAUGAUACAAGGUCAACGGACACCAGUCGGGCAGUAUGAACAGAAUCAGGGUUUUGCACAAAGACAGCAGCAGUUGACCCAGGGAUAUGCGCAGGAAGUGCCGGAUAGUCCGGGUGUCAUGCAAAUGCAGCACCAGCAUAUGGUUUCUCCAAACACUGGUCAAGUUGACAGUACAUCUGCUAUGUACGCUAGACAACAGCAGAUGAUCGAACAACAGCAACAGCAGCAACUUAUGAGCCAACAACAACAGCAGCAACACAUGCUAAAUCAACAACAGAUGACGCAGCAGCAAAUGGGAAUGAUGACAGGAAAUCAGCAGCAGUACUAUGCACAACAAAAUCCGCAAGCGCAGUGGACCCAGCAGCAACAGAUGCAGUAUAUUCGACAGCAGCAGGCGCUUGGCGCUGCUCCUGGCCAGCGCGUUAUGGUCCAACGUGUACCAUAUCCACCGGGAGCAGGUUAUCCUCCCGGUAUGCAAGCCGCACAACAGCAGCAGCAGGUGCAGAGCGUUGGGCAAGCGGGUAGUCGCCCGUCAAGUGCCAUCCAGCAGCAGCCGCAGCGACCCGUCUACCCGCCGGGAAGCGCACCGCAGCAGCCACAGUAUGCCUACCCUGGGGCGCAGACAAACGGAUUCCAACAACAGCAAGCUGCACAAGCGGCUGCCUAUCAGCAGCAGAUGUAUCAAAGACAACAACAGAUUCCUCAACACAUGCGGCCAUAUAUGUCUCCACAAGGCACAGUAAUGACCCCUACCCAGCAAGCAGUGUACACAGCUGGCGCGCAACCGCAUACUCCUCAAACACCUCAGCCACCAUACACACCGAACGGCUCGAGAUUUCCACAGCCUACUCCGUCACCGCAGUACGCUCCAGACAUGAGAUCUCCAUCAUUGAUGUCACCCACACAAGUACCGAUGACACCGCAAGCAGCCAUGCCAAGACCUAUGAGCAAUGGUGAAAUGGUCGCACAGCCUAUACGAGUAGUGCCAACUCCACAGCAACCUGUAAUGCCUAGCCAGUUCUUUACCUACGAACCGAAUGUUCUUAUGAGCGUACGACCUGAGAUAUGCCUCGCUGGAUGCGUUCUGCACAUGUUCGAUAUGGAGAAGAUGUUCACGGACAAGAUGGACCUACCAAAUAUGGUCCUUGCCGUAAGAAUGCAUGGCGGAGACAUCGAAUUUGGUGCGAAGGCAUAUAGUGAAAGAGUUGGGGUCAUAACGCAUGUCAUAGUAGAGUCAAUAAGGACGCAGCAUGCACAUUUGGCCUUGAAAGAUCGCAAGCGUUUAGUGACAAUGCAGUGGUUGGUCGAUGUGUUGAUAAAAAAGCAAAUGGAUGUUCCGUGGAGACACGCCCACCUGCCCUCCGUCUUUGUCGAUGGCUGUCGGCCUUUACUUGGAAAGCUGGUGUCAUUCUCUGGCUUCGACGAAGGUGAAAGAGCGGCGAUGAAGUACAUGGUGGAGGCAAUGGGAGCGAAAUUCACGCCUUAUCUCAGCCGUUCCAAUGACUUGCUUAUUGCGAAAAGCGCUGGUAUAGAGAAGGUCACAAAAGCUCAAGAAUGGGAUAUUCCUGUCGUCAACUAUCAAUGGCUAGCUGAUAGCUACGCUGGACAGAGGGUGGAGAUUGAUAAUCCCAGAUAUCAGGUAGGUCAGCCAUGUGAAGGUGUUUCGCCCGGUCCUUAUGCACUAGAGAUGGUCAACGACCAAUUCAAGCAGCUACUUCUUGCCUGGAAAAUGCCCAUAAUUGUGUCACCGGAACAGUGGCGGCGUUCCUUUGACACGAAACAAGCGGUUGAAAAUGACGAGGGGGUUUUCCCCAACAAGAAACUUCGUGCCCAGUCAGCGCCUCCCAGUGAAGAGGAGAUAGCCGCUAAGGCCGAAGAGCGUAAGAAAGCAGGUGGUAAGCACCCCGAGUAUGUGGUAGCCUUUUGCGGAAUAGAUGAAGAGAACAAGCAUGUUCUCACUCAGAAACUGCGCUACCUUGGAGGUCGUGCAUGCGAGGAAAUUUCUGAAUGCACGCAUCUUGUCACAACCAAUGGACGAAGAACUGAAAGACUUCUGGAGGCAAUUUGUCUUGGAAGGAAUAUCGUGAAUCCAUACUGGAUAGUACACGGAUAUGAGUGUCGGCAGUGGAUGGAUACUCUGGACUAUUUUUUGCACGACGAGGAUCAAGAAAGGAAUCUCGGAUAUAACUGCAAACGCAGUGUACUUAGGGCGAGGCAUAGGAAGUUGUUUGAAGAUGUUCAAUUCUACAUCACUCCUUCUGUUGAACCCAGCCGAGCAGUCCUCAGCAAAUUGAUACGACUUGCUGGUGGUAUCGUACAUGAUGAUCGACCUGCUCCAGCUGAGAUAGCGAGGUGUAUAGAGACUGACGCUCCCUAUAUAGUGAUCAGCUGUGAAUGCGAUUUGCGAAUGGUUCAGUACCUACUCGAGUGCAAUUUUCCUGUCUAUAACACUGACCUGGUACUGAUUGCGCUAAUCCGUCAAGAGCUGCAGCCUCACCCGCUCUAUCGAGUCAACACCGCAUCCCUAAUGCCUCCGAAAACGCCCGUGCAGCAGCAGGCACAUCGAGUCAAAGCUUAGAAUUGACACUGGGGGACAUGCUGGUAUUCUCUUCCGAUGGCACUGGUUAUUUUUACUGCUCAAAUUUGUAUGCUUUGUUAAGCUUUGUAACUUGACAACUUGAUCUCGGUUUCAGCUGGAAGUCCAGUUUUACGGGUAAUAAAAAUUUCUUUUUGUAG